This is a messenger RNA of Sphaerodactylus townsendi, 4026 nucleotides long. RefSeq names its product SH2 domain containing adaptor protein B (gene SHB). Gene Ontology annotation, molecular function: phosphotyrosine residue binding. NCBI's taxonomy places the organism in Eukaryota, Metazoa, Chordata, Lepidosauria, Squamata, Sphaerodactylidae. The record is from RefSeq and is a predicted model, not a curated record. The coding region runs from base 309 to 1802 and encodes 497 amino acids. The transcript has 6 exons.
CGCGGCGCUGCUGCUGCUGCUGCCUGCGUGCGUCAGGUCCUGCUGGCAACUCGGCAAAGUUCAGGGCAGGCAGGCAGGCAGGCGAGCGGCGCCUUGGAGGCGAGAGGCGCGUCCAGAAGCACCUCCCGGGGGAAAGUUGGUGGCCGUGCGUCGGGGAGGGAGGGCGAGCGACCGGGCUGGGGCGCCUGGCCCCGUCCAUGGAGGGACAGCAGCGGCAGACCUGAGCGGCGGCGGCGGCGGCGGGGGACGCGCGGUUCCGCGGGUCUCCAUGGGCGCAGCUGGGGCGCCUUAGCCGCCUCGCUGCCGUGAUGGCCAAAUGGCUGAACAAGUACUUCAGCCUGGGCAAUAACAAGACCAAGAGCCCCCCGCAGCCGCCCCGGCCGGACUACCGGGACAAGCGCAACGGGACGGCGGUGGCUGGCGGCGGCGGCGGCGGGCACCACAACCACAACCAUCAUCACCACAACCACAACCACACGUCGCCCUGCUUCCCGCGCCACGACACCAGCGACCUGCUCCGCGCCUACCGCGCGCAGAAGGAGCGCGACUUCGAGGACCCCUACAGCGGGCCGGGCUCCUCUCUGCGCAAACUGCGCGCGCUCUGCCGAGCCGAGUACUGCGCGCCCGAGGAGCUGCUGGCCGAGCCGGCCGGCCCCAAGCCCUUCUCGUCGGCGUCCUGCUGCGGAGGCGCCGGAGCGGGCACCGGGAACGCCACCGUCGCCUCCUCCUCGGCUUCGCCGCAGCUCUUCCGCAGCCACAGCGAGCGGCGAGCCGCCACCCCGCCCGACAACGGGGCCGUCAAGUACAUCUCCCCCAAGCACCGGCUGAUCAAGAUCGAGAGCGGCAGCAACGAAGCCGGCAAGGCUGGCGGGGCCCCCAUCACCUGGAGCCCCCCCGGAGGCGGCGGCGGCGGCGGCGCCGCGUCCGCCCAGAAGAAGCUCAACAAGUUCGCGGAGCAGGCGGAAGGCGGCGGGGGCGGCUCCGGCGCCAAGAAAGAGAAAGUCCUAAUAGCAGAUGACUACUCUGACCCAUUUGAUGCCAAAAGUGAGGGGAACAAGACAGGCAAAGGAGAAAGCACUGGCUACAUGGAACCUUAUGAAGCCCAGAGGAUUAUGACAGAAUUCCAGAGGCAAGACAGCGUGAAGACCCAGCCAAAAGACAUCCAGCUGUAUGACACACCUUACGAACCUGAAGGCAACGGUGUGGAGUCGGAUUCCGAAAGUGUAGUGAGUCAGCGCCUGAGAGAGAGCAAGUUGCCACAAGACGACGACAGGCCUGCGGAUGAAUACGACCAGCCGUGGGAGUGGAACAAGGUCACCAUUCCAGCUUUAGCAGCUCAGUUCAACGGAGAAAUGAGGCAAUCUUCCCCUUCCAGUGAUCGGCGUCGACAGCUUCGAGCACCAGGAGGAGGCUUCAAACCCAUCAAGCACGGUAGCCCUGAGUUCUGUGGUAUCCUCGGGGAAAGAGUGGACCCAACAAUCCCACUGGAAAAGCAAAUAUGGUAUCACGGGGCAAUCAGUCGGACAGAUGCAGAAAACCUGUUGCGGUUAUGCAAAGAAUGUAGCUAUCUAGUGAGGAAUAGUCAAACUAGCAAGCAUGACUAUUCUCUUUCGUUAAAGAGCAACCAAGGGUUUAUGCACAUGAAGCUGACGAAAACCAAAGAUAAAUACAUUUUAGGCCAGAACAGCCCUCCGUUUGACAGUGUUCCGGAAGUGAUACAUUACUACACGGCAAAAAAGCUCCCGAUCAAAGGAGCAGAACAUUUGUCGCUCCUCUAUCCUGUGGCUGUCCGGACCUUAUAAUUGCUCUGACCAUUCUCCUUCCUGUGGAUUGGAGACCGUGGAUGAGGAGUGUGGUGGCAGGACUGCGACAGUGUCCGCCACUGCUUCUCACAAUGGGAUUGCCAACUUCUGCCUUUCCAGUAGCCAACAGCAGCUGUCAGCAGAAUGAUGGAUCAUCGUUAAGAAUGGAAUCCUAGCACUGCUUUCCAUGUCCUGCGUGGAAUGUGGUUUCUGUUGACCUGAGUGCCACCGAGCUCGCAUCCUGAAACAGAAGAAAUGGAUCGUUUUUGAGGACUCCCCGACCCUCCAUGAAAGAAAAUGCAAAGAACGACCUUCAAAACUUGCCCGUUGCCUGUCACCAGCAACCGGUCCUUUGUGUGUGUGAUGCGGGAGACAUAAUCUUCCACAUACCCGGAUGGAAUCUGCAAAUGGACACAGACAGACUCUUGUGGAGUGAAGAAGGCUAAGAGAAAAAUUGCCUGUUCAGUGCCCGAGAACUGAGAGUUCACUGCACAUUAUGCACCCAGAUCCAAAUCUGUGUUGUUUUUGUCAUACACAGCUUAAUGCAACACAGAAACCAUGUUUGUUUGUUUGUUUUGGUUGUGUGUGUUUUUUUUUUACCACAAUGCCGAUGUGAUUUGAAGAUCCUUGAUGAGUAAUUUUGCAAUGGCGAAAAAGUGUUCAGUUAUUUAUGACUAGGGUAUGAACUCUAAAUAGUGGUUUAAUAUAUACAUAUAUAUAUUAUAUAUAUUUUUAUUCCCGACCCCUCCUUUUUUGGUACAAUAAUAAAGCUUGUAAGGGUUUUCUGUGCUGAUUCCUUGAUUAAAGGCAGCGAGUCAGUUCUGUAGUGCGCAUACAAUGUGAGUAGUCAUUCCUGGGAGGGGUGCGCGGGCGGGGGGGGUGAUUAUUAUGAUGAGGGUUGAUGUUUACAUGGCUGAAUUUCAGACCAGAAAAGGCCUCUGGAAGGCAAGCUCUUUUGCAUUAAUAAUGUCAUCUUUGCAAAGAGCGUUCCUUGUCAAGAUGUCCAACAGACCGAGAGCCUUAUCCUCUCUUAGGUUCCAUUGGGGGAAAACCUGCGAUUCACUGCUUCUGUUGGUAAGAGGCACAGUGCACCAUGUAGCAAAACCGGGGCUGUCUUCUGACUUCCUUUGAAGCUCUUGAGUACGUGGCUGAGGGUGUCUUCAUCCUGCACAAAAAACAUGGUUCAUUUUUAUUCCUUCCCUGCCUCCAUAGCUAACUGGAAUAGCUACAUCAAAAGACGUCUGGCUCUUGCGAGUUCAACUGAAGUUGGCUUCUACCUCAUCUGUAAAAACAUUAGUUCCCACUUCCCACUGUAUCUACAGCUAGGUCUGGUGCAUGUUGUUUGUGACUCCUAAAGAAAACCCAAUGCAUACGAAGAGUCAAAUUUAAUUGUACAAGAAACACAAGGCUGCUGCCAAAAAUGGCAUCCCUGAGUGGUUUGGAUCAUUCCUUUCUUCUCACACAAGGUGUUAUGGGAGCCAUUGAUGUGGAGCAAGGUUGGGAACUGCUCCCUGUAGUAAUGCAGGGAUGUGAGCUAAGAUGUACUACAUGUUAUAGCUGGGACUUCAAGAUACAUGUGCCUUUUUGGUGGUAAUCCUGUAUUUCUUGUAGUAUUUAACUCUGCCUUAACUGCCUCCAGUAACUUGGGCUGUUUAAUGAGGUUGGAUCCUUUUCCUUGGUAUCACCCGUCUGUAGCACUGUGUUGUUUCUCUAUUGGUGAUCUGAGCUGAGAGUCUGUCAACUUGCAGUUCUCACUCUUUUCAGAUUUGCAGUAAGGCUGUGAAAAUAACCCAUUGUUUUAGCUGGGCUGUCGUUCAAAAUAUGCCAGCUCUCUUUGCGUUUAUGUGCCGGUUUUUAAAAAUGUAAGGUUACCCUGAUGCCUGUGUAAGACAACAACUUCCUUGUAAUGUUACAAUGUGAGAAGAUAAGUUGAAAUGGUUUCUGUUGCCUGAUUCGUUUUAACCCUGUGUGGACCAGUUUUCAAUCUGGCAAUAAUUUCAAGAUGCUGAUUUACCUGUUUCGAGGACAGGAAGUGGGGGGGGGGGGAUCUCUGGAAUAACAUGUGCCGAAUCAGCUGCCGCUAAUCAAAUGGAAUGUUGAACACUGAUUUCUGCAUGCCGCGUGUCUCUCUGUUGUUGUUCUGUUUUUACAAUACUGUGGGGUUUUCUCCCAAAAUGAAGUAAAAACAAAAAAGAAUGUUUUUUUAAAAAAACCAAACCAAAAA